Molecule: messenger RNA, 1098 nt
Organism: Penicillium psychrosexuale
Lineage: Eukaryota; Fungi; Ascomycota; Eurotiomycetes; Eurotiales; Aspergillaceae
Product: putative tartrate dehydrogenase
Exons: 3
Coding region: 1-1098 (365 amino acids)
Molecular function (GO): NAD binding; oxidoreductase activity, acting on the CH-OH group of donors, NAD or NADP as acceptor; magnesium ion binding
Source: RefSeq, a predicted model, not a curated record
AUGUCUCCAUCAGUCGCUAGUCAAAAGACCUACAGCAUCGCAUCCAUCCCAGCCGAUGGAAUUGGCCCAGAGGUUAUCAGUGCUGGUAUCACAGCUCUGAAUGCCUUGACCGAUACUCUCAAGACGUUCAAGUUAGAGUUCAAGAACUAUGAUUGGAGCUCCGAGACGUACAAGAAGACCGGCAAAUACAUCCCCGAUGGUGGACUCGAGGAGCUCAAGAAGCACGACGCGAUUUUCUUCGGCGCCGUCGGCGCUCCUGACGUCCCGGAUCAUAUUUCCUUGUGGGGGCUGAGACUCGCCAUCUGCCAGCCGUUCCAGCAGUAUGCGAACGUGCGCCCAACACGGGUAUUCCGCGGCACCGAGUCCCCGUUGCGCAAGUGCGGACCCAAUGACCUUGACUGGGUGAUCAUCCGUGAGAACAGCGAGGGAGAGUAUGCGGGUCAGGGUGGCCGUUCUCACACCGGAAAACCGUGGGAGGUCGCGACUGAAGUUUCUAUCUUCUCCCGUCACGGUGUGGAGAGGAUUAUGCGGUUUGCCUUUGAGACUGCUCAGAAGCGGCCGCGCAAGCUGUUGACGGUGGUCACUAAGAGCAAUGCCCAGCGCAACGGUAUGGUUCUCUGGGAUGAAGUGGCAAAGAUUGUUGCGGUUGAUUUCCCCGAUGUCACUGUGGACAAGAUGCUUGUUGAUGCUAUGACUACUCGCAUGGUUCUGAAGCCCGAGAGUCUGGAUACCAUCGUUGCUACCAAUUUGCACGCUGAUAUCCUCUCUGAUCUCGCUGCCUCUCUGGCUGGAUCUAUUGGUAUCGCACCUACCUCUAACCUCGACCCUACACGGGAGUAUCCUAGUAUGUUCGAGCCCAUUCACGGCUCCGCUUUUGAUAUCACCGGCAUGGGUAUCUCCAACCCCGUGGCUACAUUCUGGACGGCUUCGGAGAUGCUUGCUUGGCUCGGCGAGGAGGAGGCUGCUAAGCAGCUGCUGGUCUGUGUCGAGAAUGUCUGCGAGCAGGGAGUUCUUACCCGUGACUUGGGUGGUGACGCCACGACGAAGCAGGUCACUGAUGCAGUUGUGGCGGAGAUUAAGAAGCUUGCGGCUCAAUAA